AUUUUAGCUACUCUCUCAUCAUCACAAUUGAUCAAUCUUGUUGGUACUCUUGUGGAUAAUCAUCCGUCCCUUGCAGACGAGAUCGCCAAUCUUGUGCCACGUCCUACUGUUGCUUCUGUUCAACCAUUGCUCAGCACAUUAGAGACAAAGCUUCAAGAGGCUUUUCCCUACACUAAAUGGGGUCCUGGUCGCGACGAUUAUUCUUUCAAUAGGGUCAAGCCUGCCCUGGAAGAGCUUGUUGAAACUCUUAUUGAUUAUACCAACCAUUUCACAUCCCCACCAGAGUUUCCGACAACAUCCUUCUCGUUUUUACAUCUUGCCACAGAAUUUUGUCAUCGUCUCCCAAAUUGGGAUAGCGCAGUCAACAACGAGCCAAAGAAGAAUCUGUACAAGUCGCUGGAGGAGUACUGGAUCAAGGCUAUUCAGGAUGCGGCUAAUAAACUGGGUGAGGGCAAGAUUUAUGGUCAGAUGACCGUUCAAGAGUGGGCGAAAAAUUUGGAACAGCACAAUAUCACAUCCCAAGGAAUGUUUUCUUCUGCCAUCGAGGAGUUCAAGUCCAAACUGGGCUGGAUCAUUGGGAUUCAGGCAUCCCCAGUGACAAGUUUUUCUGAUCAAUCCUCGGCUAAUGGCCUACGCUCUGCUUUUGGAGGACCAUCAAAUCAUAACAAUAAGCAGCGUCAGCAAUAA
This is a messenger RNA of Lobosporangium transversale, 687 nucleotides long. Its product is annotated as Cut8 six-helix bundle-domain-containing protein. The record is from RefSeq and is a predicted model, not a curated record. Gene Ontology annotation, cellular component: nucleus. The annotation marks the transcript as partial. The transcript has 3 exons. NCBI's taxonomy places the organism in Eukaryota, Fungi, Mortierellomycota, Mortierellomycetes, Mortierellales, Mortierellaceae. Gene Ontology annotation, biological process: nuclear protein quality control by the ubiquitin-proteasome system; proteasome localization.